Molecule: messenger RNA, 10203 nt
Organism: Podarcis lilfordi (Lilford's wall lizard)
Lineage: Eukaryota; Metazoa; Chordata; Lepidosauria; Squamata; Lacertidae
Source: the annotation of a GenBank genome assembly
AUGCAAGGCUCCAGCUGGCUGGAAGACCACCUCUCUCACAUGCUCCUCUUCCCUCUAUCCCAUUCCCCUCACUUCCCAUGUCCUCCUCAGGAGCCCAAAUGCAAUUUUUCUCUGGCCAAGUUUAUGUUACACUACCAAGCCAAGAAUGGCACACCCUUCAACUGGACAGAGAGCCAGAUCAUUGAGUGGGAGAAGUUUGCUGAGAUGGCUAAAUACGAGCCGGAGUCACAGAAGCUCACCAUGAAAGCUCUCCUCAUUGUGGCCUACACAGUCAUCAUCAUCGUAUCUCUCUUUGGUAACUUGCUGGUGUGCCAUGUGGUGAUGAUGAAGAAGAGGAGGAGGAGGAGGAGGAGGAGGAUGCAUUCGGCCACCAGCCUCUUCAUUGCCAACCUGGCCAUGUCCGAUAUCAUGAUCACCUUGCUCAACACACCUUUCUCUUUGGUAAGUCCUUCGCCAAACUGCCAUGCCCCCAGACCAGAAAGGAAGGAGGUCACUGCCUGGAUUAAGUCAUUGCCUUGCAUUUGGUGUGCUAGACAGACACCCAGGGCCUUGUUCACACCAUACAUUUAAAGCACUGUGAUCCCACUUUAAAUGUUCAUGGGAGAGCUAGAGGAGGUCAGCAAAUCAAUCUGCCCACCCCUGCCUGGCCGGACUGCUGACCUUGAGGCUCAUAUUUCAUUAAAUUGGAAAUAUUAGUUUAUGUUGCAGUGAUUUUGCUUGUUUGCCUUAUGAUAGAAUUGUUUGGUUAUUUAUUGGUCCUGUUUAUAUGAUUUUGUAAUUUUGGUGGCUAUUUUUCUAUGUUUAUUUUUAUAAACUUUGCUCCCCUUUCUGAGAUUGAAAACAUGCAAUGACAAGUGGACUAUAAAUACUGUAAUCUUUUAAAUUAAUAAAUAAAUGGCUCUCCCAAAGAAUUCUGGGAGCUGUAGUUUGUUAAAGGUGCUGAGAGUUCUUAGGAGAGUCCUAUUCCACUCCCAUUGCCACCUGGCAAGCAAACAGUCAGAUCAAGUAAAAAAUUGACAGAAGUCCCUAUUUUAAUCUUUGCGAACUUUCACAAAUGGACAGAGGUCCUCCUGACCCCAUGUGCCGAUGGAAACCCCAUGUGCUUGACUGUACCAAGUGAAUCCUAGUUGUUAGCCACAAAUCUUCUGCUGGCCCCAUUAUUCUUGCCAGUCUCUUCCGCAGGUUCGGUUCGUGAACGGCACAUGGGUCUUUGGGGAAAGCAUGUGCCAUGUCAGCCGCUUUGCGCAGUAUUGCUCUCUCCACGUCUCCACCCUGACCCUGACAGCUAUAGCCCUGGACCGGCAUCAGGUAUGAAACCCCACCCCAUCCCCCACCUCCCCCUGCAAAAGGUAUCCUGAAACCAGGGGUGCCAACUUGAAUAAAAUAUGGGGGGAGGAGGUAUAAUUGAUCCCUGUCAAUUAUCCCUGUCCUGCAUAAUUGAUCACAAGGUGUAGCACAUGCACACCAUUUGAAUGGCACUACUCAUCAACUUUGGGGAACCCUGGCCCCCUCAAAUAUUUUAUUGGGGAGUGGCUGAAGGGACCUUGGGCCCUAGAGGUUGGCUCCUAUGCCUGAAACCAACACUAUUUUGCCUUUAGUCUUGACUACACAAAGUUGUGGAGUGGGCAGUGGGAGAAAGGGUGCCCUAAGGACACAAGGAAAUUGAAAUUGCCCACCAUAAUAAACAGCCAGUGUAUGUAUGUAUUUGUUAGGAGUGGUCACUUGGGUGUAUAAGCAGCUUCUUAUACGAAGUCAGGACAUUGGUGUGUCUAGUUCAAUACUGUCUACACUGACUGCCCGUGGCUUCCUAGGGUUUCAGACAGGAAUCUCUCCCGGCACUAAGUGGAGAUGCCAUUGGAGAUUCUACCUGGGACCUCCCUGCAUGCAGCAAAGCAGGUGCUCUAUCACUGAGCUAUGGCCCUUUCCCAUAAUGGUCAGAGAAGGGUGCUGCAGCUCAUCCAUCCAAUCUGAUCAGGUGAAAAACAGCCUGGGCAGUGGUUAUUUUGCACACGUUCAAUUAUUGCUUGACCACUGACAUGCGGGUCAUUUGGACCUGGAAGAGGGCGGGGCAUAACAGGGCAUGACGGGGUGGGGUGGGCUUGGCUUAUGCAUGCUCUGCCAACGCGCAUGAAUGCCCAGAACACAUCCCCUGUGCAAAAUGGGGGUUGCCUGUAUUACAGAGAAAAGCCUUUUUAAAACCAAUAAAGCCAACUGUCAUGGUAUAUAAGUAACUUUAUUUCAGAGGGGGAAAGGAAUGCAACAAAUCACACAGAAAGAGACUUCCAAAUAACAUUUUUAAAGGCAAUCUAAUUUAGCUAAUUACAUUUUGCCUAUUUGAGUGUUGUCUUGGGUGUCAGAAAACAUGCAGAGCUCCUGGAAAGAAGGCAGCCUGGGAAAGUGUUAGUCCCUUGCAGAAUAUCUCUGGUUUUCAUGGUUCCAAAGGAGACAAAGGACUAAAGGAUAUGUCACACAUUUAUUAUAGUUUGGGACCAGAAAAAGGCGCCUGCCUUGACUGUAGUUUGAACCAAUGGUGAAAUAAGCUCCAUCUCUCAUGUAAGUGGUUAGGUAUCAAUCAGAAGCGGUGUCUGGGAUGUUAGGGGAGGGGUGGUACCUCUGGUGGAUGACAUGUUGUGCAUUUUCUGAGGUAGUUUGUCCACCUUUGGUCCCCACCCUGCACUCAGCUCUCACCUGUGGGUCCUAGAAGCUGUCAGCAUAGGACAAUGGCUACACCCCAGGAACAGCUUUGACUGGCAAGCUAAACCAGGUGAGGGGCAGCCAAUGGGUCUCAAAUCCUUGAUGAGUUGGGGACUUCCCCUGCAUGUGAAAACAGGCUGUUGUGGACUGAGUGGACCCAAUAGACCUCAAGAAGGCAGUUUCUGCAUGUGUUGUAGAUGGAAGUGAGGGGCAGAUGGGACUCAUCUACCUGAGAAGGUAGUGCAUCCAGGGGAAGGAAAACUCUGACCCUAAACCUCUGCUGGACCCAACACAAAUCCGGAGUGCAGUCCCUAAGACAGUUGGACAGCGCCUUGUACGCCUCCUUUCAGCAACUCCUGGGGUGCCAAACAUAUUGCUCUGAUUUCCUUUGGACCGCAUCAAUGACACCAAGGGGGACGGGUCUUGUCAUCUAGGCAGCCCAGGACCUCCAUGCACAGUGCCUAGACUUGCACCCCAGGGAGGUCACUUUGGUGUUGCUAACACAGCAGUUUGACUUCACCCCCAAAGGUACACUGCAUUGUCUCUCAAGGCAGAUAUAUGCCAACAACCACUAAUCAGAAUGUGCAUAGAGGAUGGUUCGGCUUCCUAAUGGUGUUGAACUUCCAUUACGAAAGAACUAGUCAAUUCAGACCAGUUUGCUAUUAUAGGAAAGAAAGGAUUAAAUGAAAUGAAACCAAGGAUAUUGUUUCCAUGCAGCGUUCUUAGCUCUAGAUGGCACUAUUGGUCUAUAUUAGAAUAAAGAGGUUCAGCUCUCACAUAUAUUCAUGUACAAUAACUGACCGUUGUUUUGCACUUCUUGAUAAGUGUCCUGCAGCAAAAUUACAUGGUUUAUCAAGUAUCUGGUAGAUUGUUUACAUGGGCUCCAUGAUUAUUAAGGAUUCAUGGAGUUGGAAAGGACCUAGGAGAUCAUCAAGUCCACCUCCCUCCCGCAUCAGUGCAGAAUCUGCAAUGCAGGAUAGACUGAUAGGCAUUUUGUCACAUAGUGGGUGUUGUUUAACUCCUGGAGAAUAUACUCACAGAAAGAUGAAACAGUUUAAAAAAAAAGUUGGAACUAAAGGUUGGAGUGUGUCUUAGGAGCUUCUUUCAUUAACUGAGGUACUGUGUUCAUCAGUAAGCUAACAAUGUGUAUUAUAAUAUCAGCUCAGUAGGGAAAAUGAUUAAUAGAACAUUGUGAUACCAAAAGAAGGUAGAAAGAAAUUGCAGGCUUAGGAAGUGAAUACUGAAAUAUUCCCCUGGGUGUUCAGAGAAAGUGUUCUAUUAUUAUUGAGGCCAUCUCCCUAAUAAGUCAAGCACUGGCAGCAUUAAAAGCACCAGGUUGUCAUGUGCUGGUAGCAGUGAGGUAAGCUUUGCAGAUUGUUUGCAGCAGGGAUGGCUACCUUUCUUCAGCUUAAUAUUAGCCACUCCUCUGAGAGUUACAUGGCGUUUGCCACACAAACCCACACGGGCAGACCACUAGGAACACAGCACUCCCUUUUAUGUGCUGAGCAUUAACUGGAAACCACGGACUUGCAGGUAACUCUGCUGCCUUUCUUCAGCCAAGUCUGUGCAUCUCCCAUGGACUGCAAACUUCAGCCAACAGCUUUCCAUUAGCAAGAAGCUGAUAAUGGUGGUUGCUUAUGCCAAUAUUCUUGCAUGAUCACCCAGCCCUUUUAUGUCUAAUGCAGUAAGAAGAGGCAGGACUUCAGAACUCAAAGCACUGUCUCUGAUUCAAAAUUUGCACCAACAUGAUAAUGAAGGUCAAGAGCCUCCAUUGUCAAGACUGAUUGGAUGAGUGGGUCUGAAUUGCAUCUCCCAUGGCUGCCUGCACUGGUUACAGAGAUGUGGGUUAAAUCUCUCCAACCACAUAAGUGCAGUGAUGGGGUUAAACAGCGCCACGCUCUGCUUGGUAGUGGGAGUGGAAAGUGGGAGGUUUUUAAAACAUCUGCACUAUAUAUUAAAGCAGUAUCAUGACCGUUUAGACCAGUGGUUCCCAAAAUGGGCAAUACUGCCCCCUAGAGGGCAGUGGGAGUACCUAGGGGACGCUAAGAGGCAAGGGGACAGCAGUGGUUGUGGGAGGUGCAAAUGACUAUCGGACUUUGAAAAACUGGUACCACUGGAUCAAGUCCAUCACUAACUUAGAUGCAGCCAUGGUCGCCAACUUAGAAUUGUAGAGUUGGAAGGGACCCUGAGGAUCAUCUAGUCCAACACACUGCAAUGCAGGAAUAUGCAUGUGUUUCAUUUGGAACCCGCAAUCAUGGUGUUAUCAGCACCAUGCUCUUACCAACUGAACUAUCCACAUCAGCUUUGUUGAAUUAAUUAAACUAAAUAGUUUUAAUUGGCUUUUGAAUAAAUGUGCAAUUAAUUGGUACUGUUUUGAUCUUUAUGCUGUUCCUAUCUUCCUUAGUGGGCUGUGCAAACCACUAUUCUGAAAAAUGCCCUUUGUAGGGUAGUGUAGGGAGCACUGGGGUGAGUUUCUGGAAUGAGGGGGUGGCCCAAAAAAAGGAGUCACUGCUUUUGGCAGUCAUGGUUUUCCCCGAAGAAUCAUGGGAAGUGGUUUGUCAAGGGUGCUGAGAGUUCUUAGGAGGCCCCUUUAUUCCUAUCGCAAAGCUGCAAUCCCCAGAGUUCCCUGGGAAGACAGACUGGUUGUUAACUGCUUUGGGAAAUGUAGUUGUGGGGGGGGGGAGGUGGUCUCCAAACAACUGUGAGAACCCUUAACAAACUACAGUUCCCAGCAUUCUUUGGGGGGAGCUGUGGCCAUUUAAAAUGGGGUCACAGUGCUUUAAAUGCAUGGUGCAGGUAGUGCCCAACAUGGCAAUUACAUUUAUGGGGAGCUUUUUAUGGGUAUGGGUAUGGGUAUGGCUUGCACUUUACCCACCCCUGGUCGGCAGAGAUGAGAAUCACUGUGAGGCAUCCUUUCUUCCAGGUCAUCCUCAACCCACUCAAGCCAAGGAUGUCACUGACCAAAGGAGCACUGGCCAUUUCCAGCAUCUGGAUAAUGGCAGCCUGCUUUUCAUUACCCCAUGCUAUCUACCAAAAGCUCGUCAUUUAUAAUUAUAGGUGAGUCUUUUAAGCUACCCUUUUCUUUUCUCCCCUGUCAAACUAUGUGUUACUUUAAAAAAUAAAAAAAUGAAAAGCAAGCUUCACCUCCUACCAAAGAUGGCCACAGGAGUGGAUUUCCUACAUUGGCAGGAGGCUGGACUAGGCAACUUCCAUUCUGUAGGUGGAAUACAGGAAGGUGUGUUAUACUGAGUCAGGCCAUGCACCCAUCCACCUGAAUACUGCCUACACCAGUGAUUCCCAAAGUAGGUGGCAAUGUCCCCUGGGAGGUGGAGAGUUGCUAAGAGGCAAAGAGGCAGCAGGGGGUCUGGAGGUGGGCACCUCUGAGUGCGCUGAUCGCUUUUUUACAGUUAGUCAGACUCCAGCCUAAAGCAGCACACCUUCCUCGCUUCAUAUUUUAAGUGUUACUGCUUUUACGGAUUUCAAAGUCAUUUCCUUUGGUCAUUUGCAUUUAUGAUUCUGAGUUGCUGCAAGUCACAAGGCAGCCAAUUAUUGGUAAUAACAGCUAUCGGUUUUCUUACAAAUCAGCUACCGUACAGAGGUGAGCGAAUGGGAGAAAGCCCCACCCAUUAGCACUGAGGGCGCCAUCACACCUAGUUGUAGUUCUUGCAACCCAGCUCAUUCUUUUGGGGUGCUGAUGAGGACACUUGAGUGGGCAGCUAAGGUCAUCGUCUUACAAACAAAAGGUCUGACCAGUUUAGCAACUUCCUCCUCUAUUAGAUUCCAACCUUCACUGGGCAGCACCCCCCAAAUGGGAAGGGACUCACCAAACCCACAACAGUAUGUUGCUGUGCUACACAACCCCUAUCAUCCCCGACCUUGGACUUUGUUGUCUGGGGCUGAUGGGAGCUCAGUAUGACACCUGGAUGGCUCCAACUCAGCCACCCCUUCCUUGAGAUUAGCCCCCUACCCUUUUUAAAUCGAGUAACCGAUAUUCAUCUGGCAAGGAACAACAGAAUGGGAGCAGUGGUUCUGGGGAGUCUAUUGUCAUUCCAUGCUCGCUUCCCACUUUGGGACAACAGCCAGUGUGUGUGGAACUUCCCUUUGCAGCACAGCAUCACUGCAGUUCAGGAGCAUGAAAACAGGAUAUUAAAGAUGUGAAUCAAGCCAUGAAAAAAAUUACGCAGUGACAAUAUCUGUAGGACAAGAAUGGAUGAGAAGAGAGGUGAAAUGGGAAGAAGGAUCUUAGAGUAAUCUGAGCUUGCAUAUUGCAUACGGUUUAAUGUCAGUGGGACUAAGCAGUGGUUCAAAACACAGGGUUUGGGGGGUUCUGCUGCUUUUUCCUCUCUGGGGGGUCUGGGCUGAGGUUGCGGCUGCAGAGAUGAACGUCUUUUUAAUGAUCCGACGUCACAAGAUGACCAUCUUCACAGACGCCAAGGAGUCCAGUACGGUGUAUGAGCUGAAAAGAAUUGUUGAGGGGAUACUUAAGAGACCCCCAGAAGAACAAAGGCUAUACAAGGAUGACCAACUGUUGGAUGACAGCAAAACCCUCGGAGACUGUGGCUUCACCAGCCGGACAGCACGACCUCAGGCCCCAGCAACAGUUGGCUUGGCCUUCAGAGCCAGUGAAGAUGCCUUUGAGCCCCUCCGCAUUGAUCCCUUCUCCAGCCCCCCGGAGCUCCCAGACGUGAUGAAGCCCCAGGACUCUGGCAGCAGCGCCAACGAGCAAGCGGUGGAGUGAGAGGCCAGAGGGAGACGGAGCGAGCUGCACAACCUGUGGCGCCCCUUCCCCACCACCCACUCCCUCCCUCAACCCUCCAGCGUGGAGAGAGACAUGGCACUGUCCCACCCCUCCAAUCCAGCUCCCCCUUUUACUCCACCCCUCUCUAUACAAGACCACACCUCCUUCCAAGCACCUCUCCACUCAUCAAACAGAGCAAUGUUUUCAUUUUUGGUUUUGGAAACAAUAAAAGUUCUAAAAAAAACAAAAAAAACCAGGGUUUGGCAGCAACAUGGGGGGUGGGGAGGUGAGGCACAAGGAGUUCUGCAAGGGCCCUGGUGGAGGUCAGGUGUCAGGAGGCACCUUCGGAUGAGCAGAGAGAGUCCAAAUAAGGAGAAAGAAUGGAGGGGGGAAGGAGCUCCCAGUAAGAAGUCCAUAGCCGGCUGGGACCAGCAUCUCCCUCAACCACCUACCAGCCUGGCCCCUGAGCUUAAAAACAAGAAGCUCAUGGCGUCACUAUUACUGAGGAAAGUUCCCAGGUAGGCUGCUUUCUUCAGCGCCUGUUCUUGUGGUUCCCUGCCAUCUGCACGAGGCAGGGGAGAGCUGAGGUGGCAGAGCAACAAGUAAUAAUGCAGCAGGAAUAAUGAGAAAAUCAAUGACCAGCUUCACAGUUUUCCCCACAUCGUAAUUUUUUACGUAGUUCACACACACAUUGUGAUUCAGGAUAUAUUGCCAUGUCAGCUAUUAUGAAACCAUUACCACGAUGUGAAGUUCAAACUGGUUUUGGACAAUGUGUUAAUACAUCGCCCAGCCCUAGUGCAGAGUGCCUUCUACCAGCUCUGCUUGGUGGCCCAACUGCACCCCUGUCUGGACAAAGUUAGCCUAACUUAUGUUGUCUAUGCCUCUAGGUUAGACUACUGCAAUGCAUUAUACUUAGGGCUGCAUCUGGAGAUGGUUCAAAAAUUUCAGCUGGUGCAGAAUCUGGUGGCCAGGUUGCUCACUACAACAAGAUGGUUUGAGAAUAUUACACUGAUCCUGGUCCGACUGCACUGGCUGCCAGUCAGUUUCUGGGCCCAAUACAAAGUGCUGGUUUUGACCUAUAAAGCCUUAAAUGGCUGCAAUACCUCACAGACUACCUCUCCUCAUAUGAACCGACCCAGACUCUACAAUCGUCAUCUGAGGCCCUUCCUCAUGUGCCUCCUCCACAAGAGGCCUGGGGGGUGACAACACGCGUAUGGGUCUUUUCUGUGGUGGUUCCACAGAAUGCUCUCCCCAUGGAGGCCUGCCUGGCACCUUCCUUACACAUAUUCAAGCAGAAAACAGAGGCAGUAAAACCUGGCAUAGUUACUGUGGUAAAAGUUCCAAAAUUAUUCAUAUAGGAACACAAGAAUGGCUUGUAAGAGUCAUGCAGUCUGAACUGUAGCAACCAGCUCAAAACUGAGCUUCUCUGGUAGCAAUAGGCUUGAUUACCCUUUUCCCAAGGUGAGAGUGAGUGAACCAGCUAAGCCUGGCAGGAAGCUAACUCUAUAGAAUUAACCCCUUAAUGCAUUAAUUAGACUUUUAAUUAGACUUAAGCAUGUUGGUUACAAGAUAGCGUUGCCAUAUUUCAAACAGGGAAAAUCUGGACAGAAAAGUUAUUGAGCUUUUUUGGGCAAAAUUGCAUUUAUUAUUUUUGUGGCUUUUGAGCUUUUUGAAUGGAAAAUCAGCAAAAACUGCACCGUCGACAUGACCUGCUAUACAACCGGAUUUCCCCCAGCAUUUUAUUGAUUCCCACCCAGAUGCUGCUAGAGGCAGCAGUAUUCCAGAUAUGUUGGGGAAAAUCCGGAUGUAUGGCAAUGCCAGAUGAGGCUCGUUAUCCCACAGAUUGAAGAGAUGUACUUUUGGUACAUAUUAAUGAAAUUCUAUCAAUCCAGAAUUAUAAAACGGACUCUAUGGCAACAGAGCAACCUCUUAGGAUGCAGUAAAUAGCACUUAAAUUGGCCAGCAAAGGAGCUGGUUUGGCUGGUUCAGCAGCCUCUUCUCCUAGAUUCUAAGCAGGCCCUUGAAGGGACCCACAAAUAUCAUCCAGACCGCAUCCUUCCUCCCCCCCCCAAAAAAAACCCCUCAUAUCAGUAUGCUCAGCUAUGUUAAGCUACAUAAAAAUUUCCGAAGUUUUCUUGACUACGUAUCCAGAAUAAAUGUUUAUUUGUUUUCAAAGGGAAACUACUAUUCGUAGCUUGUGCCUCCCAGAUUUUCCUGAGCCAGCAGAGGUGGUGCAGAAAUAUGUGGACCUUUCCACUUUCCUCCUCCUUUACCUCUUGCCCCUCCUCAUCAUUUCCAUCACUUACACACGGCUGGCCAAGAAGCUCUGGCUGCACAAUGCUGUGGGGGAUGUCACCACACAGCAGUACAUCAUCCAUCACAACAACAAGAAGAGAAGCAUCAAAAUGCUCAUGCUGGUGGUGGUGGUUUUUGCCCUCUGUUGGUUCCCGCUCAACUGCUACGUGCUGCUCAUCUCCACGAUGAACAUCAGAACCAAAAACUCUCUCUAUUUCGUCCUUCAUUGGUUUGCCAUGAGCAGCACUUGCUACAAUCCUUUCAUCUACUGCUGGCUGAAUGACAGCUUCCGUUCCGAGCUCAAGUCCUUGUUCGCCAUGUGCCUGAAGGCGCAGCAGACGAGAGACAACCUCAUUCCAGGGGCAACCUUGCCGUAUGGGGAGGCAUGGAUGCAGCAAAUCAAAUGCAAGCAAAGGUUUUCUUUACAGAGCAUCCGCUCAACCACAAACGUGCAGACUUUCAAAACGGAUUUGUGA